Nematolebias whitei (Rio pearlfish) is the source of this 1762-nucleotide messenger RNA. RefSeq names its product jumping translocation breakpoint (gene jtb). Bases 369 to 824 code for a protein of 151 amino acids. Lineage: Eukaryota; Metazoa; Chordata; Actinopteri; Cyprinodontiformes; Rivulidae. Gene Ontology annotation, biological process: mitotic cytokinesis. The record is from RefSeq and is a predicted model, not a curated record. Gene Ontology annotation, cellular component: centrosome; cytoplasm; membrane. The transcript has 6 exons.
GCUUCUCCACUUGUUUGUGUUGGUGUGUGAGUGAAGCUGCCCGGUGUCUGUCGGUGGAUUUAACCUGCUCUCCGUCGAAUAUAUUCUGAAUUUAAUGAACUCUUCGUGUUAUAGUUCGUCAUAAACCAGAAGUUCCUCUUUGUAUUUUCUUUUGUUGGAUCUGAAAUGGCGGUUUCUUCAGCGGAUCACGGAUUAAUCCGUUUGUUGCCUUAAACCCCUUUCUUCCAUCGGAGCAUCAUGUAAGCAGACAGACAGGAAACUAUCCGAGUCGGCCUGCACCGGGUUCAGUCUGGUCCAGAACCAGUUGGGAACAAGUCUGCCUGCAGCAGAGACGCAGGGUGGCCGUGGCAUUGCCUUCCAGUUGGAGAAUGGAGAGUGACUGUCGGAUCCCAGUUACUUGUUGUCGGCCUCGAGUCCUCGUCCUCCACGCUCUGUUCUGGGUCCUCGUCUCCCUUGGAGUGUAUGGAGCAUCUCUGCGAAGUGAAGAGAAAACGACAGCAGCUUUGAAGCCUGCUGUCGCUCCCUGCUGGCUAACGGAGGAGUUCGUGGUGUCGGAGGUGUGCGUCCGGUGCAGCGACUUCAUCGCCAAGUCGCGGUCGGCCUGCAGCCAGACGGGAUACAUCGAGAGAGUGAACUGCACAAAGUCCAACAAGGAAGAGUACAAAAGCUGCCGCUCUGCUCUGAUGGAGGAGCAUCUGUUCUGGAAGUUUGAGGCAGCGAUGCUGGCUCUCACGGCGCUCUUCGCCGUACUGGUGGUCAUCCGUCAGCGCCGGCUGGAUCGCCUCGCGUCAGAAAAGGUCCGCCGGCAGAUUGAAUCCAUCUGAACGAGGACCGUGUCCAGUUUUUAUCCUGCAGCCGUGUUUGAACUUCAGGUGGAGUUAAAACGAUUCAGGCGUGGAGUUUGGACCGAGAUCAACCGGGACUAUAAAAUAAACCGGCAAAGAACUGGACCGUUUCAUGUUUUCGACACAAACUUUAUUUUCAAAGGAGAUUAUAAACUGUUCAGUUCAUCUAUGACCUUCUUCUUCUCUGUUUCCUGUAAAGUUUAGUGCUCAGAGUUUAUAGAUAAAUCUAUGAAAGAUGAAAUCGUUUCUCUAAAAACAACUUGGGACAGAUCAGGAACCAAAUGGAUCUGAACGGACUGAAAUGUGAAAUAAAAAUGUUUCGGAAACGGUAGCUGAAACUUGUUCGUUGAUGUCACACACCACCAGAAGUGUGUAGUAUUAUGGUCUGCUGCUGAAUCUGUGUCUUGUGGUUGACCAGACACUGGUUUCUAUCAGCAGGUUGGACACAUUGUUACAAUCAAAACAGGAACCACAGAAGGCGGCGGCACUGGUUUCUGUAAAAACUUCAGCUUCUUGUUAGCAGCGUUCAUCUUUAUGACCAGUCUGUAGUUUAAAAUACUCAAAUGUUUUUCUUAAGGUUGAAGUUUUAUUUUCUGAAAUUCUAUAUUAAACCCAAACCUCCAUCUGAUUGGCUCACGUCUCCACUCGCUGCACUCUGAUUGGUUGCUGCAUCAAACUGAACCAGUAUAAAGACCAGUAUCUGGACAUGGCAGUGAUUUCAUCUUAUGCUGUGUCAGCGUUUCAGACUCGUUCAGCUGUGAAUUCUUCAUCUGGACUAAAAUAUUUCUGACUGGCUUUAAACUAAGCAGCACACGGAGACGGAGUUCAGAUGAUUUUAUUGUAAAUAAUAGUUUGGUUUAUUUUCUGGUUUUUGUUUCUGUGAAGUUUCUGACGAAAUAAACUAACGAGGAACUUAA